AUGAGGAUCUUCGUCCCUGCUGUCUUCCUGGCAGCAUGCAGCAUGCUCACAGCUACUGCUGCACCAGCAACCGGAACGGGAGAAACCACCGAUGUAGCACUCGGCUCCGAGACCAUCACCCUCAACCUAGGCCACAACGGCAUCAACGUCGGCGACAGCAAGACCCUCUACCACGACGUCAACAAAGCCCUCGAAGAGCUCUGUUCCGAAAACUACUGCCUGGACAGACCCGCUUCAUUCUCCGUCUCAGUCGUAGAGUCCACCUCGCGUCCCCCGUACCAGAGGCGCCGCGUCAAGGCGACAAUCAGCCUCCACGUCCUGAUGGCCGACUGGGGCGGCCACACCGACGUCCGCAAGGUCUUGAGCAAUACCAUCGCCGCGGCAUUCGAGCGCGGUACCUUCGACCCGAAGAACUGCUACAUGAACCGGAUCAAGGGCGACAAGAUUCAGCAUUUUCGGGACUGCAUGACGACGGACUAUGCCGAGGUGCUUUUGUCGAAUGGAUAUAAUAUGAACGUCUUGUUUGAGGGUCCGCAUAGUACGGCGAAGGGGCUGAACUAUGACUGUAAGAGGGAGGUUGAUGAUAUGGACUCGUUCUUGAAGAACGACUUGCCGUGGAAGCCGAAGGGUGCUGACGUCAAUUGUAUGCCGAAGUAG
Messenger RNA from Alternaria novae-zelandiae, 657 nucleotides. RefSeq lists its product as uncharacterized. The coding region runs from base 1 to 657 and encodes 218 amino acids. The transcript has 2 exons. The record is from RefSeq and is a predicted model, not a curated record. Lineage: Eukaryota; Fungi; Ascomycota; Dothideomycetes; Pleosporales; Pleosporaceae.